CAGUACGGUGGCGUUCUCUAGCGAGCUUUAAUUGCAAAAUGGCUGCCUCUGUCAGAUAAAUAUAUGCUCAGAGUGACAGUAGGAAAGGCUGAAAAUUAAACAAACUUUAUUGACGGUCGCGAUCUUGAAAAAUCGUCGGAUAAAUUCUUGAGCUCCUGAAAAAAAUAUUGGUGGAAAAUUUGAUGAUAUACACAAAACGGACAAUGCCACACUGGCGGGAGUAGAAAUUCUUUAAGCGAUUAUCGCUGCUAGCAUGGAAAAAAGAGGAAGCGCCGAGCUUCUCGGCGCUGAGCACAAUUCAAAAAAUGCAAGCUCCGAUUCACUCAAUUCGGAUAGCAAAAGUAGUUCGCUCAAUUCCAAAAUGGGACAAGAAUCGGAGAGUUGGGAAAAAGCAUCUCGUUCUAAGAGUUUUUCCACCAGCUCCACUUCCACCGAUAAUAAUAUUGUAUCCGCUCUCGAAGCGAAAAAAGAAAUCGAUGGGAAAGUGAGUCCGAAUUUAUCAGGAGGAGAUACCGGACCGCCAUUAUUGAAUGGAGAAAGAAAACAAGGAGUAGCUCGUGAAGUGACAUAUCUCUGCCCUUAUUCGGGUCCAGCCCGAGGAGUUUUGAGCGUUACAAAUUAUAAGCUACACUUUCGUAGCAUCGAUCGGGAAACUCCUCAUAUCGUCGAAGUUCCUUUGGGUGUCGUUAGUCGUAUUGAAAAAGUCGGCGGCGCUUCGAGCCGUGGUGAAAAUUCAUACGGCAUCGAAGUUUUUUGCAAGGACAUGAGAAAUCUGCGCUUCGCCCACAAACAGGAAAAACACUCGAGACGCGAUGUUUUUGAGAAAUUACAACAGUAUUCUUUUCCACUAUCUCACAAACUCCCUCUUUUCGCCUUUGAAUACUCGGAAAACUUUGCUGAGAACGGUUGGAACGUUUAUGAACCAAUCGCCGAACUCAAACGGAUGGGUGUAAACAACGACAUGUGGAAGAUUUCGAAGAUAAACGAUGCGUACAACGUGUGCGAUAGUUAUCCAGCAAUUUGGGCGGUUCCAGCGGCGGCGAACGACGAUGACCUACACGCGUCGGCCGCGUUUCGAAGUCGCGGACGACUCCCUGUUCUAUCUUGGAUACACCCGGAGAGUCAAGCGACAAUCACGCGAUGUGCCCAACCGUUGGUUGGUGUAAGUGGAAAAAGAAGUCGAGAGGAUGAGAGAUACGUUCAACUCAUUAUGGACGCCAAUGCUCAGAGUCACAAACUUUUUAUAAUGGAUGCAAGGCCAAUGACUAAUGCUGUUGCAAAUAAAGCCAAAGGCGGAGGAUACGAGAGCGAAGAUGCGUAUCAAAAUGCCGAACUGGUUUUCCUUGAUAUUCAUAACAUUCACGUUAUGCGAGAGUGUCUCAGAAAACUAAAAGAAUUAUGUUUUCCGACGAUCGACGAAGCUCGAUGGUUAUCGGGGAUCGAGUCGACGGUUUGGUUGAAGCAUAUCAAAUGUAUUCUUGCCGGGGCUGUUAGAAUAGUCGAUAAAGUCGAAAAUCACAAAACUUCGGUCCUCGUUCACUGUUCUGAUGGUUGGGAUCGAACGGCACAGCUCACAGCUCUUGCGAUGUUGAUGCUCGACCCUUACUACAGAACGAUCAAAGGUUUCGAAGUGCUUAUAGAAAAAGAAUGGUUGAGCUUUGGUCACAAAUUUCAACAGAGAAUCGGUCACGGCGACGAACAUCAUAGCGACGCCGAUCGAUCGCCAGUUUUUCUACAAUUUAUCGAUUGCGUAUGGCAGAUAAGCCAGCAAUUUCCCAACGAUUUUCAAUUCAACGAACAUUUUCUCAUCACAAUACUCGAUCACCUUUAUUCCUGUCGAUUUGGCACGUUCCUUUUCAGCAGCGAACGGGAGAGAGUUCAGGAACAAGUGAAGCAACGAACGGUUUCUUUGUGGUCCUAUACGAACAGUCAGUUGUCUCUUUAUCAGAAUCCAUUGUACAGAGCCGGACCUCAUUAUCACCUUGUGCUUAUACCGAUUGCGAGCAUGAGGCACAUUAAACCAUGGAAAAGUUUGUACUGCCGAUGGAAUCCUAGUAUGCGGCAACAGGAUCCUGUUUAUCAACGUACGAGAGAACUUCUAGUCUUGAAAGAGCAGCUGGAGAAGCAAGUGGAGGAAGGAAAGAGGGAGCAACAGUUACGAGCCAAUAGAUCAUUGACGAGUGCCGCGCCGCCCAGGAUACAUUCCCCGGUUCACUCAUAACCCGAGAAUCGCCCACAUCGGUCGAUACCAUUGAUCAAUCUCCAUUCACGAACAAUUGGCCUAACUGUCGUUCUGUAAAUGAAAAGAAACCCCGCACACUCGCGAAGCAACUAAAUCUUACUCUCGUCCGAUGAUAUAUGGGAGGGUCAGUGUUUUCGGUCCUUCCGACAGCGAGAGUUCGUUUUACGUCCUUUUUCCAUUUAGUAUCUUCGUUUUUUUUUGUUUUUUCGUCGACUGAAUUUAGUCUACACCGUGUACAAAGAUCCCGUUAAUAAAAACGAUUUAUAUUCGUGCA
Messenger RNA from Venturia canescens, 2516 nucleotides. It is a transcript of the gene mtm, whose product is annotated as myotubularin. The transcript has 10 exons. The coding region runs from base 254 to 2221 and encodes 655 amino acids. Gene Ontology annotation, molecular function: phosphatidylinositol-3,5-bisphosphate 3-phosphatase activity; phosphatidylinositol-3-phosphate phosphatase activity. Gene Ontology annotation, cellular component: cytoplasm; membrane. Lineage: Eukaryota; Metazoa; Arthropoda; Insecta; Hymenoptera; Ichneumonidae. The record is from RefSeq and is a predicted model, not a curated record. Gene Ontology annotation, biological process: phosphatidylinositol dephosphorylation.